GGAGCAUCAGAGUGGUGGUCCCAGUCGCUGUCCAACUGCUGUGGAGCCUGACCAUCUCCUGAGUCCUCACUAACCACAACACAAGUUCAUCAAACAAGGAAACGGCCAAGACAGCUCAAGACCGAGGAAGACUUCAGCAGGAAUUUCUAGGAUAUUGCAGCGUUUCAGGACCAUUCCGAUGCAUUCUUCGCUUUUCUCUUCCGAAAGAACCAUCAGACCCAGUAGUGGUGGUCGAUCGAGAGAUGCGAGCCCGGCCCCCUCAAGCUUCCACGCAGACUUACGCCAGUUCUCCUAUGUUUCUUUCCCUGAGACCACUGGAUUCCUACCCUCUCGGUCUCAGAAAGCUCAACCGACACUAGGAACCGAUCAUAGUCUUGGGUUUCUUCCUGACCCUCAGCCGGGAAAGUCGCUUUUGGGUAGGUUCAAGUCAGCCAUCGGCGCCAGCGCUUGGAUUUCACCAGCAACGACCAGCGAACACAAAACAUCCACUAUCGCUUUGCCUACUCACCCAUCUUUACCACCCAUGACGAUGAGCUACUCCCAAGCAGACUUGGACUCAAGCAAUUCAUUCGAUUCGCGAAAGUCACGCGCCAAAAAAAUCAGUCUCAAUCAAAGUAGCAGUAGAUCCUUUGGAGGCAGUCUAUUCGAGCCAUCAGAUUCAUCCCGCGCUCAGAAUAUGGAAAGUUAUCAGUACUCACACCCGCAGGGAUUAGUUGGGAGCCAGCAUCGCUCAAGUUUCGGCCACUCCGAAUCGCCACCUAGACCCGGAAGCUCCAUGUCCUUCAGAGCUCUCAAUCGAUCUGUGGACGGUCUUUUGGAAGCUCAACGUCCAGCCUCAACUGCUUUAGAUUCAUCAAGAGCACCUUUCCACUUCAACUCCCUUCCAGAACCGGAAAACGCUUUCCCCUUGGUCAGCUCGGAUACCCUCUUACGCUCACUGGUGCUAGAUAAUUCAGGUGGCAACCAUUCAGCGGAUUUCUCAGCUGUGCCGCCAUUUUCUCACAUUCCCGGUUUCCCCUUAGCGAGAGAGACAGUCGGAGACGACAGUGCUAGUGUCUUCAGCUCCUCCGGUGGCCCCUCAUCUACGCCAAAAAAAAUUAGACCAAACAAUCAAGAUCCCUCUCACAAUUUGUCAAGGGAAACGUCCAGUCGGCUUCACGCCAUCGGAAACCCGCAGGGCAAGGGUCUGAGUAAGGAAUACUGGCUGCCUGAUAAGGAUGUAAGGGAGUGUUACGACUGUGCUGUAGCAUUUACUUCUUGGCGUCGAAAACAUCAUUGCCGAAUCUGUGGAGCAAUAUUUUGUUCACAAUGCGCAUCCAACUUGGUUCCUGGAAAUCGCUUUGCAUCAUCCGGUUACAUCAGAGUAUGUAAUAUUUGUUUGGCCAAGCUCGAACCUCAAUCACAAGAACAAACCAAUUUUGCUAUUCGGGAGGAUACGGAUGAUGAGACGCAAUCAUUCUCGGAAGCAGCCUCAGGCUUCAACCUCCUUGCUUCCCGCUCACAAGGGAACCGUGCUCAUACCAGCACUCCCGGCAAAAUGCGCGAGGCAGCCAGGCAAGUUGGGGAUCAACUCGCUUCAUCCGUCACACAUCGUACUGGACGAUCACUCUAUCGAAAUCCUCCGGAUCAUCAUUCUGCUCGUCGCAAAAGCCUCCUACGACAGCUGGCGCCCCCUGAUAAAACUAGGUCAAAGUUCCACUCUCGAUCCGAUUCUCCUCCUGUCUCACGUUCGUCUCCGAUCACCGCCAAUCUUUUCAGUCCGUUGACGAUCAAGAGGUCGUCAUUACAGAAGCCUGAAGCUGUAUCGAGCGCUCCUUUUCGUAAAGGACUCACAGAUGAGGAACAAGCUGGGCUACCUGGCAUCAGUACAGCCAACCACACUCAAUCCGUCUAUGUUUCUUCUCCAAACACCUCGAAGUUGUCGGCGGAAAUUAAGGAAGCUCCACUGGAUAGACAUUUUAGUUCAAGUUCACACGAAACAAAUCAUGAUUCAAGCCAAAAUGGCGAACGGCACGAACAACGACUCCCCUCAACUUCUAGAAACGCAUCGGGUUCUUAUGUUGAAGGUCAACCCAAACCUUGUCUCGCGUCCGAGCUUCCAUUUUCUAAGGCCGCUUCGGCAAGCUUUGUGUCUGAAACCGAGCAAAGUCUUAGGUUGGAGGAGUCUUUCUCGUAUUUUCCAGCUUUUUCAUGUGAACACGUUCGAUUUAUGAUUCAUCAGUUCCUCACCCGAGAGAAUAUUCCCAAAACGCCUGUCUGGGAAACGGAGCUCACAAAUUUGUUGCUUCAGUUAGUCUCUGAACCUCCCAGGCCCAAAUAUGACGCCGAAGAUGCUGGGGAUAUCAGAAGACUGGUUAAGAUCAAAAGAAUUCCCGGAGGCCAGGUAGCUGAUUGCGAGUACAUCCACGGCGUCGUAUUCACGAAGAAUAUUGCGCACCGAAAAAUGAAGUCAGAGUGUUCUGUUCCCAAAGUCUUAACGAUCGGCAUGCCUAUAGAGUUUCAAAGGGUUGAUGGCUACUGCAAGUUGGAUGUAUUGGUUUCUCAAGAGCGACAAUAUCUUAAAGGACUUGUUCAUCGACUCAUAUCGCUGGAACCAGACUUAGUACUAGUGGAUGGUAACGUCUCGGGAGUAGCGAUCGAUUAUUUCGUUGAAGCAGGGGUGACUGUCCUCAGGCACGUCAAAUCAACGGUCUUACAGGCAGUCGCUCGUUCAACCAAGACUCCAUUGAUAUCAUCUCUCGACAAACUCUUAAAUUUGCAAGUUGGUCAAUGCGAUCUGUUUCGCGUUCAAACUGUCCAUCACCGCAUGAUACCCAAUCAUCACAAGAAGACUUUUAUACGCUUGGAGGGUUGUGAACCCUCUCUUGGGGGAACUCUGAUUCUGAGAGGAGGUGAUUUGGCGCUGCUUACGAAGGUGAAAUCUCUGAUGUGCUCCAUGGUGGGAAUCAUCUACUCACUGCGAUUAGAAGACUCAUUUUUAAAUGACGAGGGCGCGAUCUAUUCAAAUGAUUCCACUCACGAGACAUUACUACAUCAAAUCAGAGCUAUUGAUCUCCGAACCGUCCUUUCCCGCUUUCGCCAUGCAAAGAAGCACAUUUGUAACUUCGAGCCUUUGAAGCUGCCUGGAAAACCUGGCGGAGCCAUCCCGCAUUCCGAUUUGAUCACGUUGUCUGAUCAAGUCGACGAUCUAAUCAAGCCAUAUGAAUGUCUGUUACCUUCGGGUAGCCCACGAGUUAACCUUACACCGCCCUUUGCCUUGCUGAAAUUGCGUCAAUUGAUUCAGCAACUGAUUGACUUAAUAGAACUCGACACGCAAUCGAUUCAACCUUUGUCGGCAAAAUCUUGUCUCCACGACGAGAAAUUUGAUGAAAAAUUGCACCCUGAACGUAGUCCCUCGAUGUCUCUUACCUCCUCACAUACAAAAUCCAAUGACAGCAACUCGAUUCUGUCGGAUGAAGCUACCACCCGAGUAAGGCAGCCUACGAUAACUCCCGAUGCGCGUGAUGAAUAUAUCUCCCAUCUCAAUCGACAGAUCGAGGAAGAGCGCAUGGCUGUCCACUUUUACCUAUCAAAUCACUCCUCAGAGACUUUCAAAGCCGCUGAUCAUCAACAACUAAUUGUACAAGAAAGUGUCACGUGUUCCUCGUUGGGCGGAUACACUUGUCAAGGGCCUCAUCUGCGCGCCUUCGCUUUUUAUUCAGCCGGUGAUCAAUCCGUUGGACAAAUUAUACAGAUGUUGAUUAAUUGCCGGUCCGAAAUUUGUCAUGCCAAAGGUUGUAAUCAACCUAAAAGUAUCCAUCAAACGAAUUGGAUUCAUGGACACUACAAAGCCACAAUCCAGAUGCACCUCGGUCAUUCCAAUCGUCAAAGUGCUUCGAGUGACUCUGAACCAAGCGACCCCUCCAAUUUCCCUGAAGAGCCUUUAGAUCCCGAUCUCAUAAUGAUGCAGGGCUAUUGCCCCAAGUGCGAAGGCUAUACGCGGAGGACUCCCAUGUCUGACGACGCAUGGAGGCUAAGUCUCGGAAAGUAUCUUCAGUUGUGUCUUUACAGCCCCGGGUUGGUAUCAAAUCUUAUGCCUGGGACGCCCCGCCGUGGUCGGCUAUCCUGCAGUCAUGACGCGCAUCUUGAACACCUUCGAAUGUUUUUUUAUCAAGGAUUCCGGGUCGAUUUCCGAUUGCAGAAAAUCAACGUUUACGAAGCAAUCCCACCUUCCUUAGUACUCUUUACUCCUUCUCAAGCGCUGAUCAAGGUUCGAGAAGAGGAAUACGAAAUCAUUUUGAGGAGAUCGGAAGCUUUUUUUAACUCUGUCCGCAGCAGAAUUGUUGGCUUUAAUUACAAGGUAGUAUCCCUCGCAAAUCAAGACGCCUCUGAGGAAGCUAUGCGAGACCUUUUAAAGAAAGUAGACGUCGACUCUAACGCCGUCAAAGCACAGUUGAAUGAGGUGUAUGAAGAGUGCGUCGGUACCAACGGAGUGAAAAUGAAUAUCGUUAGGAAGACACUGAUCGACAAGGCGGUUGAGUGGGAUGGGCUCUUUGCCACAUUCGAAUCGCGUUUUGUUGCCACUGAUGGCAAAGACGCUCGUCGACUGGCUAGCGUACCUCUCAAAAAAAUCUUCCUGGAUCAAAGCAUGCCAGGCUCGCCCGAAAGAUUAUUUCCAAGAAUCAGUCAAGCUCCAUCACUAAAUUCACAAAAGUACAACUACAAUUCACAAUCCGAAGUUGAGUCCGACCAUGCUCCCAAAGGACAGUCUUUCGGGACUUUUAAAAAAACAUUCCCUUCACCAACCCUCAAAAGCAUGGCCAGUGCGCUGGCCUUCGCGCUACCCUCAUCGAUGCCCGGCAUCGGAAUUCCUGAAAUUCGUUCGGACGGCGAGAAACUCAAGAACCAUGUACCCCAUCCGCUAGGGCCCCCUCUUUGUGUCUUACAACCAUCGCAAGAAGUAGCCCCGAAGGAUGGACUGAUGUUGGAUUCUAAUCCGGGCGUCGAUGCCUCCAAUGACGAACCGCACUCCAGUGGUGAGCUGUCCAUCCCCCAGAAAUCACUAGUUGAACUCUCUAUUCCUUCCGUGGUCAUCGAACCUGCCUCCACGCCUACAUCUACUGCAAGUAAUACCCAAAAAGCGGGUACCAAUUCGAAUGUCGAAUCUCAUGACCCCAAAGGAAAGCUUAAAGAUGCCACCGAAAUCUCUGCGGAAAUACAACAGUCGCCUGCCUCGACGAGCAACACACAGGCAGGGCACGCUAGCAAUCAUCGAAUCUCGCUGUUAACUGCUUCUCGCCAUGAUAGUUAUGAUCUGGAACCUCAACCCAAUGAAGGAACUCACCCUGAUUUAGUGUCAGACAAAGAAGAGGAUUCGAAAAGCGACUCAACAGUUGUGAAUGUUCGCAGCGGCGUCGCGCUUUCAAGUCAUAGUAAAGGAUCUGACAGCCAACGGAAGAAAUGUGCAGCAUCUGACACUGAUACGACUACCAGUGAGCUUGAUUUGCCAAAUGAUUCCCGGCGGAUGACUUUACGCAGCCGCCGACCCAAGGAUCUAGUGCUGAAUUCUCGCGGAGGUGUAGCCAACCUCGUUCAGAAAUUUGAAAGCCCCAAGCCCAGCCCCCGCAAAGCCACUCGAUCUAAUUCACCGGUUAUCGACGAGAGUGUCACCAAGUCUAGCAAUGCUGAGGAAGGCUCGGCUAAGAAAAAACCUCUCAAGACAAAUGCCUUGCCUAUCAGACCUUCUUUUAGAAGAGGAAAAAGUGAAAUUGUUCGUUCAACGAUGAACGUCCUGCGAGGUAAAAAGCCAUCAGCUGGACUUGACAAAGCAGGCAGCCACAUCGACUGCAAUCAGAGUUUCGACUCUUCAACGCCCCGGCUAUCUGGUAAACAGUCGGUCCAAGAACACAUUGUCAGAGUACCCUCGCGGACUCAGCGACCCAGCUCUCGCAUCACAUCGCCUAGAACACCAUCUUCGCACGUGCAUUCACAUCGCUCUCCUAUGCAGCGAUCCGGGACCAACGAUGGUGCUUCAUCCGCGGAAAAGCCUCGGGUUCCUAGUUCCCCUCGAGGCCUUGGUCUCAAGAAAGAGUUUGCUGUUCCACGUCGUGCCCGGCAUGAGUCUGGGUUGCCCGUUUCAAACUUCUAUCUGCAUCGUCGGAUGAACAUGAAUACGAAGGUCACAACAAUUGCCCGUCACUUUGAUCGAAUGAGCCGUGACGCUGAACGAGAGCGUAUCAAGCAAGCCAACGAGCAUCGGAGUCGACCGCGGCCGAUUGCCCAUGCCAAGUCCUCAGUCCAGGCUUUUAGCAGCUUAACGGCAGCAGUGAAUGAGGAUUCUGAUUCUGAUAUUGACGAAUGUGAAGGUCAUCCGGCUGGACACGAUGCUGAUGAUGAGGGAGAUGUCAUUCCUGAAGCUUACGGACCCGAUAAUCUCGCACAAGGAGGUUUCAAAGCUGAGCCUGGCCUAUCUACUGAUCUUCCUCUUGUACCGGAAGUCACCCCCGCUGGUCCUCACCCAUCACCGGACUUGGACCAUAUAGACCAAAGCUACCUCGAUGAGGCUUCGACAUCUAAUCGACCACUGUCACCGAGUCGGGUUACUUCGUGUUCUCCGCCCUUUUUGACGGACACUUCUCGGCUUCCACCCCUGGCAGUCGCCCAUUUUUCUGAUAAUGAGAUGAGCUCAAGUGAUACCGGCCGGCACUCAAUUAUCAAAACUCUCUCCAGCCUGUGGAACUAUCAAGGAGCCGAAUUCCUACCCCUCGAAUAUCCCCAGCUACCAACCGAGCAUCAGUCGGCGGAGAACCCAGUGAUUAUACGUGAGGAUGAACCCAGCUCUAUCAUAGCCUAUACAUUAGCUUCUAAAUUAUACCAAGCGACACUGAAAGAGACGGAGCCAAGAGUGGUAGAGCGUUCGGAGAUAUUCAUGCCUGAAGAAUUCAAGCCUCGCUCUAACGAUAUCGACUCGACUUGGGGAAUGAUAGAUUUUAUGUCUGACGACUUAGAUGUGGAUGAUGUCCUCAAAAUUCCCAUGAAUAGGGCUAAGCCCAUGCAAUUUCGCUUUGAUGUUACUCCGUGCACCAUUACGUGCAAGGUGUUCUUUAUGCAUCAAUUCGAAGCGUUGAGAAAGACACUCAUAUGUAAGGAUAUUGUCGAGUCCCUUGCCCGCUGUCACAAAUGGGAUGCGUCGGGCGGCAAGUCAGGUCAAAAGUUUCUUAAGACUAAAGACGAACGCUAUUUGAUCAAAGGCAUAUCCAAAGCUGAGCUAGAGGCGUUGACGAAAUUUGCCCCCGCCUAUUUCGAGUAUCUGUCAUCAGCCAUUAAAGAGAAGCGACCGAUUACUCUUGCCAAAAUGUUCGGGAUUUUCCAAGUUUCCUUCGUGAACAAAAUUACCAAUCGCAAAGGGCGCUUACAGGUUCAAGUUAUUGAAAACCUUUGGGUGACCAAGCCUCACCUACAAAUUUAUGAUUUGAAAGGUUUAACCCGUAACCGGACAGUCAAUGUUACCGGAAAGCCUCAUGAAGUCUUACUAGAUGGUAACUUCUGUGAAAUGGUCAGAACCACCCCGAUACUUGUUCGCGAGAAUUCUUUACUGAGAUUACAGGCCAGCUUGCACAACGAUACACUCUUCUUGGCCAAUCAUAACGUCAUGGAUUAUUCUCUUGCGGUCGGCUUUGAUGAAGAGAAGCAAGAAAUGUAUAUUGGGAUUAUAGACUACCUCCAAACUUACUCUUGGGAUAAAAGGCUCGAGACAUUGGUAAAAGAAUUAGGAGGUACUAGCAAGGAAGCUCCCACGGUGAUAACACCAUCCUUAUACAAGGCGCGAUUCAGGCGUGCCAUGGGAAAAUAUUUCUCGGUAGCGCCGGACCCAUGGAUGCACAAGUGGAAGCCGUAUCUCUCGCCUUCAGAAGAGGAUUCCAUUGGAGCCAGUGUCGAUAAGGAAGGCUCCAGAUUGGCCGAAACGGGCGCCAAGGCCGAGGAUUCUUAUGUGCACCUGUCCGGGAACGAGUAGCUGAUAUGCACCCUUUUCUGAUUCUCCACCUGUUUCAUUUUUAUCACAUCAUUGUAUCAUAUGUUCAUACCUGUAAUGUGUUAUCUGCAAUGUACUAUCGUGUCUGGUUAUUAUCAUAUAGCUUGUGUCUUUCAUUAGCAGCCGAUUGGAAAACAUCUUGCCUGUGGUA
This is a messenger RNA of Puccinia graminis f. sp. tritici CRL 75-36-700-3, 8162 nucleotides long. RefSeq lists its product as uncharacterized. Gene Ontology annotation, cellular component: fungal-type vacuole membrane; endosome membrane. Lineage: Eukaryota; Fungi; Basidiomycota; Pucciniomycetes; Pucciniales; Pucciniaceae. The transcript is spliced from 18 exons. The record is from RefSeq and is a predicted model, not a curated record. Gene Ontology annotation, molecular function: ATP binding; 1-phosphatidylinositol-3-phosphate 5-kinase activity; metal ion binding. Bases 179 to 7993 code for a protein of 2604 amino acids. Gene Ontology annotation, biological process: phosphatidylinositol phosphate biosynthetic process.